Theobroma cacao (cacao) is the source of this 1623-nucleotide messenger RNA. Its product is annotated as serine/threonine/tyrosine-protein kinase HT1-like. Gene Ontology annotation, biological process: protein phosphorylation. The record is from RefSeq and is a predicted model, not a curated record. Lineage: Eukaryota; Viridiplantae; Streptophyta; Magnoliopsida; Malvales; Malvaceae. Gene Ontology annotation, molecular function: ATP binding; protein serine/threonine kinase activity.
CAGUGUGCUACAACCAAGAAAUUAAAAAUAAAGAGAGAGAGAACAAAAACUUUCCAUAGUUUCCCUCUCGUUUCUCUCCCAAACUCUCAUAUUUAAAACCCACUCCAAAAACCCCGAGACCUCUUUUUUGGUCCACAAGAGAACCCUUUUGCCAGCCCUGUCUUUACUGUGUAAUGCAGCAAGGAAACUACAAAGACAAGGGAGGUUCAGAAAUGGAUGGACGUGAAGAGGAUGACUUGUUCGAAUUGUCUUCACCUUAUUCUCUUCAAAACAUUGGCAACACAAUUAGUAAGCUGACGUCAACUUUCUGUGAUGACGCGGAAGAUGAAGAAGAUGAUAUUGAUAACAGCUUUGCGUUCCAGAUUGAUCGAAGCUUGUUGAUUGAUCCUCGUCUUGUUUUGCUUGACAAAAUGAUCGGUGAAGGCUCUUACUCUACCGUUCAUGAAGGAUUCUACAAACUCAAACCAGUCGCAGUGAAGAUCAUUCAGCCAAGUAAUACAUCAGCUGUAACUCGUGACCAUAAAGAGAGAUUUCAGAGGGAGGUUUUACUGUUGUCUAGGAUGAACCAUGAAAAUGUUGUAAAGUUUAUUGGUGCUUCUGUGGAGCCAACUAUGAUGAUAGUUACUGAACUCAUGAAAGGUGAAACACUUCAGAAGUAUUUGUGGAGCGUACGCCCAAAGCGUCUAGAUCUGAAGCUUUCAAUAAGUCUUGCAUUGGAUAUUUCUCGAGCUAUGGAAUACUUGCAUGCCAAUGGCAUUAUUCAUCGUGACUUGAAGCCCAGCAAUUUACUUCUCACAGAGGAUAGAAUGCAAAUUAAGUUGGCUGACUUUGGGCUAGCUAGAGAGGAAGCAAUGGGUGGAAUGACUUGUGAGGCUGGUACUUACCGGUGGAUGGCUCCGGAGUUAUACAGCAGAGAUCCACUUCCAGUAGGAGCAAAGAAACACUAUGACCACAAGGUGGAUGUGUACAGCUUCUCAAUUGUUCUGUGGGAGUUGCUGACAAACAAAGCUCCAUUUAAAGGAAGGGACAAUGUAACAGUGGCAUAUGCAGCGGCAAAAAAUGAAAGGCCUAGUGUGGAAAGUCUUCCAGGAGAUAUUGUAUCUCUGCUGCAGUCCUGUUGGGCAGAGGACCCGAAGAUCCGACCAGAAUUCAAGGAAAUCACUGGCUCUCUCACAAACUUCCUUCAGAACUUAUGCUCAACAGAGACCACACCUCCCAAGAUAGUUUCAAUGGAUUAUUCGGAAAGCCAUGUACAGGAAGAUUCCAUUGAUGCUGGCCAUGUUCCCAACAAGGCUGAUGACAAGGGAAAGAAACAGAAGACUUCUUCUACAUUCUUCAGCUGCUUUGAUGACUGCUUAUCAGAUUGAUCAGGUGGGAUGGUGGAUCAUGUUUUCAGUUCUUAAACGGAUGAGAGUAAUGUAAAAUUGUACAUGGCUGAUUAUAUUUCUCUCCUUUUUGAUGAAGAUAGACUUUACAAAGACUGUCAAUUUGGACAUCCAUGCCUAUAUAAGACAUCAGAAACAGCUCAGAAUACAAAGAUAAGGAAAAACAAGAAAGGAAAAUAAAGCUUUUAUAAACUCAUAGUAGUCUUUUGACUAUUUAAUGUCUUAAUCCCUAUUUAAG